GCAAUUGUCAUUGAAGACAUCUCGUCAAACAAUUUAUUUAGCCGCUUUUAGAAUGAAUGAAAACAAACCCAUAUCGGAGAAAGAGUUAUUGGCUGCAAUAAAAGACCUUUUAAAAAAGAAUGGCCACUUAAACAAAUUAACAGCUGAGAUGCGGGCAAAAGUAACCGAAAUUCUGCAGCAGAGGCAAACAUCAGGCGAUAAGAAGUCAGGCCCGCCUGCACUAUCCGAAGAAGUACUUCUUGUAAACGAGUUAGUAAGGGAGUAUCUUGAAUGGAAUGGCUACCUUUACACCGCAUCGGUGAUGGCCUCCGAAGCAGCCAUGCCUGUUAAUAAGAGGACGCGCUCUGAGCUAUGCACCGACGUCGGUGUGAGAGAUGACGAAAAGUCAUCAGCUUUACCGCUGCUCUCGAAUAUUGUUACUGCUUACACUGAGAGAAUUAAGAGGAAGAUCAGCAAAAGUAAGAAGUAGUGUUCAUUGGAAUAUAUUAUUUUUAAUUAUAUAUGUUUUUUUCAUGUUGUACUAUUAAUAUAAAUUUUGUUUUCAAAUAUAUAAUUACAGUCAUUGGGCCAAAAAUGGUAACCUAUGAU
This is a messenger RNA of Manduca sexta (tobacco hornworm), 588 nucleotides long. RefSeq names its product centrosomal protein 20. The record is from RefSeq and is a predicted model, not a curated record. Gene Ontology annotation, cellular component: motile cilium; centrosome; ciliary basal body. The coding region runs from base 53 to 469 and encodes 138 amino acids. Gene Ontology annotation, biological process: microtubule anchoring; cilium assembly. Gene Ontology annotation, molecular function: protein binding. The transcript is spliced from 2 exons. Lineage: Eukaryota; Metazoa; Arthropoda; Insecta; Lepidoptera; Sphingidae.